GCCUGGGUGAAAGGUCGGCGCGCCAGCGACACUCCCAACAUGGCGGCGGCCGGGGCGGUUUCGCGUAGCCCGCGAGCCCGAGCUUCACGCCCGCCCCUGUCCCCUCCACAGGCCGUGCGGCUGCCGGGGCUGCUGCUGCUCUUGGCCGCGGCUGGCCCUGGCGCGGACGGCGCGGCCCGGCUGUACCGCGCGGGCGAGGACGCCGUGUGGGUGCUGGACAGCGGCAGCGUGCGCGGGGCCACGGCCAACAGCUCAGCCGCGUGGCUCGUGCAGUUCUACUCCUCCUGGUGUGGCCACUGCAUCGGCUACGCGCCCACGUGGCGGGCGCUGGCCGGGGACGUGCGAGACUGGGCCGCUGCCAUCCGUGUGGCCGCGCUGGACUGCGCAGAAGAGAAGAACCAGGAGGUGUGCCGCUCCUACGGCAUCCACUUCUACCCCACCUUCCGGUAUUUUAAAGCGUUUACCAAGGAGUUUACCACAGGAGAAAACUUUAGAGGGGCUGACAGGGAGCUUCGGACAGUCAGGCAGACAAUGAUCGACUUCCUGCAGAAUCACACGGAGGGCAGCAUGCCACCGGCCUGCCCAGCUCUGGACCCGAUCCCGCCCAGGGACAUCCUCGCCCUCCUCGGCAGCCCCAGUGGUAGCUACGUGGCUGUGCUGUUUGAAGACAGCAGCUCCUACGUGGGACGGGAGGUGAUUUUGGACCUGAUUCCCUACGAGAACAUUGAGGUGCGCCGAGCCCUGGAUGGGGACCAGGCCGUGCUGGAGCAGCUUGGUGUGACCGCACUGCCUUCCUGCUACCUGAUCCACCCCAACGGCUCUCACGGUCUGGUUCGAGUUGCGAAGCCUCUACGAUCCUUUUUUUCCUCAUAUUUGAAGUCAUUACCAGAUGUAAGGAAAAAAUCCCUUUCCUUGCCUGAAAAGCCCAGCAAAGAAGAAAACACAGAAAUCAUGGUUUGGCGAGAGUUUGACAGGGCCAAAUUGUACACUGCUGACCUGGAGUCGGGGCUGCACUACCUGCUGCGGGUGGAGCUGGCCACCCACAGGUCCCUGGCCGGAGCUGAGCUGAAGACCCUGCGGGACUUCGUAACGGUUCUUGCCAAGCUGUUCCCCGGUCGGCCGCCUGUCAGGAAGCUGCUGGGCACGCUGCAGGAGUGGCUGGCCACACUGCCCCUGGACAGGAUCCCCUACAAUGCUGUCCUGGACCUGGUCAACAACAAGAUGCGGAUUUCUGGGAUUUUCCUCACCAACCAUGUACGGUGGGUGGGAUGUCAAGGAAGCCGCCCAGAGUUGAGGGGCUACCCGUGUUCCCUCUGGAAGCUUUUCCACACCCUGACCGUCCAGGCCUCUGCCCAGCCAGAGGCGCUGGCUGGCACGGGGUUUGAGGACGACCCCCAGGCCGUGCUGCAGGCUGUGAGGCGGUACAUGCGAACCUUCUUCGGGUGCCAGGAGUGUGGCCAGCACUUCGAGGCGAUGGCCGCAGAGUCCCUGGACACCGUGAAGACCCCAGACCAGGCAGUGCUGUGGCUCUGGAGGAGGCACAACGCCGUGAACAGCCGGCUGGCAGGUCAGCUGAGCGAGGACCCCAAGUUCCCGAAGGUCCCGUGGCCCACUCCAGACCUCUGCCCUGCCUGCCAUGAGGAAAUCAAGGGCCUUGACAGCUGGCACGAGGGCCAGGUACUGGCCUUCCUGAAGCAGCACUAUGGCAGUGACAACCUGGUGGAGACAUACUCUGUGGACCUGGGGGACGCUGGGGACACAGGCGCCCUGGGCCACGGGCUGGUAGAAGGCAGAGGACUCACCGCCCCACAGAGGCCCCAGGGGGACCAGCGUGCAGUGAGUCUCCGCCCACCCCCGGGGCUGGGCCCCAGGACUAGACCUCCCAAGAGCCCACAGCACGGGCUGGACAUGCGAGCCCCGAGUGCCCAGGGGCCCCAGGCACGUGAGGAGGUGGCCGUGCCCUUCCUGGGCAUCGGCUUCUCCAGCCUGGACAUGAGCCUCUGCGUGGUGCUGUACGUGGCCUCCUCCCUGUUCCUCAUGCUCAUGUACUUCUUCUUCCGAGCACGCUCCAAGCGGUGGAAAGUCCGGCUCUACCACCCUGCUGUGUAGCGCUGCUUGCCUGCCGGGUGUCAGGCAGCACCAGGGGCCAGGACUGCCCCCACCACCACGGCCCUACAGCUCUGAGGUUCAAAAUCAGGGGUUUUAUAAACAUGUUGGGCCAGGACCCCCCACAUAGCCCCAGGGCACUGGUCCUGUGGGAACACUGCACCGGGGUAUCUCUCCGCGGCCUCCCUGCUGCGCCACUGCAUCCCUCGCCAGGAACAGAAGAGUAAAGGGCCACUACAGGGCUCCUCAGAGACUCCUGCAGGGCCUGUGUCCACCUGGAGAGACUCCCUGGAGGUGGCCUCAAGGUGGAAUGGCAGGGCUGCAGCAUUGGCCUUUCUGGGUACCUUGAAGGAGAGGCAGACGUGCCCUGGCUUUGCUGUCAGUGCCUUUGGCCACUUGGCAGCUUCUGUGUGAGCUGUGGCCGUGGUCGCCCUGGGCACAGCAGCAGCAGAAGCUCUGGUCACCUAGUGCCUGCAGGCCAGAAGGGCCAGGAGUUUUGUGGCUUGGCUUUCUCAGAGUCAACCUAGGGACCAUAGGAGGAAACUUGGGCCUUAGAAGGGCCAGGGUGGUGGCAAUGCCUUCUGUCCCUUGGCAGCAGGGAUGGGAGGGCUGCCCCAGUGUGGCUGUCUAGGACCGACAUGGGCAGUGUCUGGAGAGCUGCACAGAAGGCCCUUCAUGCCUGGGUUCCUCCUCACCCUGUGCCAGGGGAACUGGGGGACUUCAGGAGGAGGCCGAGGCCCUGGAUGAGGAGGAGUCGUGCUGGGGCAGCCUUCCGGCUUCUCAGGAGCAUCUGCCUGUUUCACAGUGUAAAGCACAUCCCCUGCAAAGCCCAGCACCACACUGGUGAGCUCCUGUCGCAGAGUUUAGCAGGACACAAUAGGCCUUCCCUGGACCCUGCCUUGGACUCCUGAGUCCAAGGCUGCUGUCCCAAGCUGCUGUUUUGGAUAAGCGGGUUGGUGCCCCGGUAUGCUUGAGUGUGCACCUGCACAUGUGUAUGACCAGGAGAGUUGUAAAUAUUUUUCCACUUUCCUAUCUCAUACUCCCUUGUUUCCUAAGGACAGUCUGUCGUGAGCACUGUCCUUGCUGCCCUGUGAGUCAUGUGGACAGCUGUUGCUGGUUGGGGAAGCCGGCCGGAGCAAGGGGAGGGGCAGGGAGCACACCGCCUGCUGGAGGAUUGUGAGCGGUCUUGGCUGCUAGUUUUGUGCCUGGGUCAUUGGAGGUGCUGUCCCUGUCCCCUGGAGAACCCUCAGCUGUGGGGCACUGGCUGAGUCUUUACCCGGGAGGUAGAUUCUGAACCCAAGUCACUGCCUCUGAAGCGGGGGCCAGUGGUCAGGCAGGGGAUCUGUGGUCCAUGCUGCUCUGGCCAGGGCUGGGUGGCUGGUACAGUCCCCCACACAUCACAGGCCCAAGGCCACCUGUGGGCAGUCGUGAGGUCUCUUUCCUAAGUUCUAAGUAUUCAAGAGGCAUGGAGGCUGAUGAAUGUAAUAGUCCAGUAAUUUAAAUGUUUAUUUAUUUUAAUGGAAAGAUUUUGAUUAAAAAGCCAGUUGACAUGGAA
This is a messenger RNA of Cavia porcellus (domestic guinea pig), 3661 nucleotides long. RefSeq names its product quiescin sulfhydryl oxidase 2 (gene Qsox2). The transcript has 12 exons. The record is from RefSeq and is a predicted model, not a curated record. Gene Ontology annotation, molecular function: protein disulfide isomerase activity; flavin-dependent sulfhydryl oxidase activity. Gene Ontology annotation, cellular component: Golgi membrane. Gene Ontology annotation, biological process: protein folding. Lineage: Eukaryota; Metazoa; Chordata; Mammalia; Rodentia; Caviidae. Bases 40 to 2109 code for a protein of 689 amino acids.